Molecule: messenger RNA, 995 nt
Organism: Solanum tuberosum (potato)
Lineage: Eukaryota; Viridiplantae; Streptophyta; Magnoliopsida; Solanales; Solanaceae
Product: ethylene-responsive transcription factor 1B-like
Exons: 1
Coding region: 208-744 (178 amino acids)
Biological process (GO): regulation of DNA-templated transcription; ethylene-activated signaling pathway
Molecular function (GO): DNA binding; DNA-binding transcription factor activity
Source: RefSeq, a predicted model, not a curated record
AAAAUCUAAUGCCAUAUAUUGGCAUCCUAGUUGUCAAAGAAUCUUGCAACUUUUUUUUCCAUUUUCUAUUAUCCAAAAUGACCCUUUCAUUUUCCAUUUCUUCAUCACAAAAACAUCCAUUAAAUCUAAUUUGAUAAGGUCUAUUAUCAUUUCAACAUUUUUUUUUUCUUCAUAUAAUCAUUAAAAAAAAAUUCAUCCAAAUCAAAGAUGAAUCAUUCUUUUUCAAUAGAAACAAGUUCCUAUGAUGAGGAAAUCAAAAUCAAAGAUGAAGAAGAAGAGAUUAUUACUUUCAAUAAUAAUAAUAUUAUUCAAGAUCAAGAAAAUACACAAAAGGGAAAACAAUACAUUGGAGUUCGAAAACGUCCAUGGGGAAAAUAUGCAGCUGAAAUUAGAGAUUCAACAAGAAAUGGAAUUAGGGUUUGGCUUGGAACGUUUGAUACUGCUGAAGAAGCUGCUUUAGCGUAUGACCAAGCUGCACUCUCAAUGCGUGGUCCUUCAACAUGUCUUAAUUUUCAAGUGGAGGUAGUUCAAGAAUCGUUACGAGGAUUCAAUUAUAAUAGUCAAGAGGGUUCAACAUCGUCUCCAGCUGAAGUUAUAAAGGAAAAACACAAGAAGAGAAAUAGUAAAGGUAAAAAAACAAUUAAAUCUAAUAAGGAACAAAAUAAUAAUGUAUUGGUUCUUGAAGAUUUAGGUCCUGAUUUAUUAGAUGAACUUUUAUCUAGUAAGUGUUCUACUUUAGAAUAAAUUUAAAAUUAUUUUUUUAAUUUAUUAUAUACUUAAAAGUUUUAUUGUUUCCUAUUUUUUAAUUUUUUUUCCCUAAUAUUUUUGGUGUGAAUUCCUAAUUAUUCAUCCGUUUAUCGAAACCCUAAUAUCAAUUUACCUGACUUACAGUUUAAUGGUAUCAAUGAGAGUUUUCUGAUAUAAUAGAUGCAAGUUCAAUUUUCACCGUCUUAAAUUCUUUUUUCCCUUUUCUUUGAUGAUCCCUCAUUUUGUAA